GAACGUGCUGGCCGGAGCGCUGUUCGGGCCCUGGACCGGGCUGGCGCUGUGCUCGGCCCUCACCUCGCUGGGAGCCACCUGCUGCUACCUGCUGUCUGCCACCUUCGGGAAGCAGUUCGUCAUCCACUACUUUCCUGAUAAAGUGGCUCUGCUGCAAAGAAAGGUAGAAGAGAACAGGAGCUGCUUGUUUUUCUUCUUGUUGUUCCUGAGACUGUUCCCCAUGACACCAAACUGGUUUCUGAAUCUCUCUGCUCCCAUUUUAAAUAUCCCCGUGUCCCAGUUCUUCUUCUCCGUUCUCAUCGGUCUUACACCAUAUAAUUUCAUCUGUGUGCAGACAGGAGCCAUUCUGUCACAGAUCACCUCUCUGGAUGCCAUUUUUUCCUGGGACACGCUGCUCAAACUGCUUGCCAUGGCUGUGGCAGCAUUGAUACCAGGGACCCUCAUUAAGAAAUACAGCAAGAAGCACUUGAAGCUGGACGAAGACAAGCACACCCCGUUACUCAAUGGCAGAAAGAGCUUGUGAUGGCUCAAGUGCCCCAGAUGUUGGGGGACUGCCUGGCAAAAGCUGCAGGUCUCUCUUCCUGUGGGUGAUAAUCUGCAUGCUCUGUGCCACUGUGGACCAAGGACAAUUGCAGUUUUUAAUUGUUCUUCUCGUCUAAGAGGAGGUGUAAGGUUCUUAUUUUUAAUGAAUGUUUAACUGUACAUGUAUCUGCACGGACAGCGCUAUACAGGG
Molecule: messenger RNA, 733 nt
Organism: Pterocles gutturalis (yellow-throated sandgrouse)
Lineage: Eukaryota; Metazoa; Chordata; Aves; Pterocliformes; Pteroclidae
Gene: TMEM41A
Product: transmembrane protein 41A
Exons: 3
Coding region: 221-523 (100 amino acids)
Source: RefSeq, a predicted model, not a curated record